GGAAGCUCUGCAGUGUGUGCAGGAGCUGAACAGCACCCAGCAACUAUUCAUGUUUGUACGAAAUGGGCUGGAGUCGACUUUGGAGCGCAGCACCAUUGCCAGGGAACAUAUGGAUCUGCUGCUGCACCAGCUCAUAAAGACCAAGAUCCUCCCACAAGAACAGUACUGCAAAGGACUUCAGGAAAUCCUGGAGGUGGCUGAAGAUAUGGCCAUAGACAUCCCCCAUAUAUGGCUCUACCUGGCAGAGCUCAUCACUCCUAUGUUCCACAAGGGAGGCAUCCCCAUGGGAAACCUUUUAAGGGUGACUGACUUCAAAGCCGUUGAUCCCUCUGGGCAAAGCAGGAGUUCUUUUGGUCCACAUCCUUACUUUACUCUACAAAGAAAUGGUGAGAGUGUUGUUCUGGGCCAUCAUGGAGUAAAUCUCUGA
Molecule: messenger RNA, 427 nt
Organism: Thalassophryne amazonica
Lineage: Eukaryota; Metazoa; Chordata; Actinopteri; Batrachoidiformes; Batrachoididae
Product: eukaryotic translation initiation factor 4 gamma 1-like
Exons: 3
Coding region: 50-427 (125 amino acids)
Cellular component (GO): eukaryotic translation initiation factor 4F complex
Molecular function (GO): translation initiation factor activity; mRNA binding
Source: RefSeq, a predicted model, not a curated record